AUGGUUGGAAACUGCUUGUUCUACCGACAAUGGUUAUACAGUACACUGUAAUUAACCACUGUUUGUCUAGGUUUAGAUGACAUGGCAAGUUAUGGUUCUUCUAAAAUGCAAGUGAAAGCUUCUCAUCUCCUCAUAGCCAGAGCAUGAAGGGGAUGCAUUUGAGCCCUAAGACUUACCUAGGCUUAUUUAUGCAGUGCUAAAUGUUGUGUUAUGUCUGAACCAGCCCAGUGAAAGAGAGGCAUGGGAAUUUGCCCCAUGUGAUUAGAUAAUUAGAUUGGGAUUCUUGUGAUCUUGUGCAUGGAAAGUAUUUCAGGAUAUGUAAUUAUUAUGGAAAAUGACCCUCAAGUUGGUGAACAAUCGCAUCAUUUUUUUGCUCACUUUUUCAAUGUGUACCUACUGUAUACAUCUUUACAUGUGUAUGUUGAUUAUUCCUGUGAUUCUUCCCUUUUGAGAAUGUGAGUUGUUGAUUCCGUUUGGAUACCUCAAGGACCUCCUCUCUCCAUAUGAAGCUACAUGGACCAUGAGACCACCCUCUGAGGCCCUUCUUCAUGUGCCUCCUCCACAAGAGGGUGGCAACAUGAGAACAGGCCUUUUUUUGCAGUGGCUCCCUUGUUUGGAAUGCUCUCCCCAGGGAAGCUCUCUGGGCACCUUCAUUAUAUACCUUGAGACACCAGGGAAAAACAUUCCUCUUUAACCAGGCCUUUGGCUGAUUGACAUCCAGUGCCCUUUUACAGUACUGUAAAUAUGUUGCGAAAGAGGGGGUUAUUGGUUUCUUUCGGUUUUUAUUUCUAUUGUGCAUUUUAUAUUUUUUAUAUUGUAAUUUUAUGCUGUGAACUGCCAUGAGAUCUACAGUUAGAGAGGGUGGCAUAUGAAUUUAUUUAUUUACCAACAACAACAACAACAUUUUCUCUUGGUUAAAUAAGAUAUUUAAAACUUAACAAUGUUGAGUCAAGAAGGGGUUAAAUACAGCAACGAAUAGGUUCUCGAGUAGAGCGCAAAACCGACUUGCUCUGAUACAUGUUUUUAAGACAUUCCAGGAAUGUCCAUAUUAUUUAUUUCCUUGCAUCUGAGCAAACUCCAGGCUCCGGCUAUAGGCAUGCCAUCUCUUGUUUUCUGUAUGUGCUGGGCUGCAGGGACUCUUAAUGUGAAAUAUGUAUAUGACUCACCAUCUGGGCUUAGAUAGGGGGUGGAGAAUUCGAUUGCAAGAGCACAAACAAUUUUAACUGUCAGCUAUUCUGCUUGGUUUUGUCCACGUUCUUUAUUAAAUGUAGAUUUCAAGAUUUUGACCUGAUUUUGACCAGUUGGGACCGUUUUCUGACAUCUAGGUAAGUAGACGAUAUUUAAUUUGCUCUCAAAAUGUAUCUGUCCCUAUGGGAACCUGAUUCCGAUAAUAGAAUUUGAUACUGUUUAGAUCAGUGUUUCAAUUGUUCAGAGCUUUUGUGAUUAUAGCCAAAGCUUAGAAGAUUUGUUAAAAAAUGAAAAGAAAAAACAAGCAAAUGUGUGAGGUUUCUGGUGUCUUAAAUGCAGAUUACUGUAUAUAAUUAAGAUGUGUGAAAAUAAGAAUUGUGGUUAAGUCCCAAAACUGGCAUUUUUAAGAACUGGAAAAGUUCAGUGUGUGUAGUUAUAAAAGGUUCCCCUGUAAAGCCAAAAUUGUUUGCUUUGGCAUAUAGAAAGCAUCCUGUUUUAUUUUGUGCUGGAACAAAGUCCCUGCUCCAUGUUUAGUGCAGGCCUCUGGAUAGCUGCCAGAGAUCAACGUAAAACCGGCAGCAAGCAUUGUGUACAGUUUCUCACAAUCCUUUGUUAAAACAUUACGGAAAUCUGUUAAUAGGUCUUCUACAAUCCAUAAACAGCUUACAGUGUGGUGUUUUGUGGAGGUUUUUUUUUUUUUGCAGUCCCCAUAGGUAGAAAUCCCAACAUUGUUUAUCCUGAUUCCUGUCCCAUGGGGAAAAAAAUAGGAUAGCUGUUCCGGUUGUUUUGUGUGCUGCACCUUUAAUUAUUUAUUUCUAUUUUUUAAAUAUAUAAUAAUUUUUAUUAGUUUUCAAUUACAUUCCAAUAAUAGCCUCAUUAUAACAAUACCAAUUUAUAAUACAGUCAUACCUCGGGUUACUGCCGCUUCAGGUUGUGUUUUUUCAUGUUAAGAACGCGGCAAACCCGGAAGUGUUUACUUCCAGGUUUCACCCCCGUGCGCAUGCGCAGAAGCGUUCUGUGCGCUUCGUGCAUGCGCAGAAGCGCACUUUCAGGCAUGCGCAGAAGCGCCGCUCUAGUUACGGACUUUUCGGGGUCUGAACAGCACCAAGGAACGGAUUGUGUCCGUAACUAGAGAUACCACUGUACAGCUACUAAUACCAAUUGUUCAAAUACCGAAUUAUAUAAUUUAGGUGGCCCCCUGCAUGCUAGAAUUAAUGGUUUGAUUAUUUUCUUUAUUUCUGUGUUCUAAAAUCUUACUAAUUUCAAUUACAUUUCUAUUUUAAUUCUAUUUUAUUUUUAAAUGUGUUUUUGAGGUACGUACGAGGAAUCCCAGGGAUUCUUACAAUUGCAUCAUGUUGAUUCCAAAUCUAUAUAUAUAUAUAAAUGUAGAAGGUCGGUGUUUGUUAUUCCACACCUUUCUUCACAACCGCUUGCCCGAUCGCCCUCAACUUUGCCCACAACAUCAGAGUCACAUGUAGGGGUGUAACCAUCCACUUACAUUGACCAGAUGACACACCUAGGACAGGUAGAAACCUGGAUUUCUGUACAAAAAAGUGCUCCCUCCAGUGGACAUCCCGGGAAGCUGGGAAAUAGAAGGCAGAAGAGGUUGCAACACAGCGCCCUCUAGUGGCAGCUAAACACGUCAUCUGGAAGCAGCCACAGAGCCAAACAAUUUCCCCAGAGAUAGGAAUUCUGGAGCCUGGGAGCAAUUGCUGGAAAGGCCCUAUCUUGCACAGUCACCAGUUUUACCCCAGAUGGCAAGAUGGCUCAGAGAUGGACCUCGGAUGAAGAUGUGCUUGAACUGCUCAUCUUGGUUCUAUCCUGCAUCUCCAUCAGGACACAUUUUCGUUUAUUUUCUUUCUAGUGUAUUUCUAGAAUGUCUUUUUAACAACAGAACAGAACUAUUUUAUCCCCGCCCCACAUUACCUAUACUUAUACAUAUACCUAUACUUAUGGAAAUUUAAAUUACCGUAUACUGUAUUGUGGAAAGUGAUUGAGGUGUUGAACUAGCUGGGUCACAGGAAACCGAGGUUCAAAUCUCCAAUUCUGCCAUGAAGUUCCGGGUGACCUUGGGCCUAGCUUUUGGUGUAAACUACCUUCUUAGGAUUGUUGCAAGGAAAAACAUGGGGAAACAGGGCAUGAGUCACAUUGAAAACAUGACCAUGUAUUUUCUGCCCUGAACUCCUUGGGGAAAAGAGGGCGUAUGCAUCAAAUAAACAAAUGGAGUCAUUUCAGUUGGUUGUGUCUAGUUCUUCUCUUGGCUUCUGCUGGUUCUAGGGUGGAUUUGCCUGGUUUUGUUAGGAUUUUAGCUGCUUGAGUGGGUAGUAUAACCACAUAGUUUCAUCUAAAAUUUAUGUUGAUUGUUGUUGUUUUAUUAUUUAUACCCCGCCCAUCUAGCUGGGUUGCUUUGCAUCGAGCUGUUUAUGAGCUUUGCACCGCACAGUAACUGAAUUGGUGACAUCUUCCGUGCUGUAGUUUAUUUCUAAGUUUAUUAUGGCAUUUUUAGGGCCGGAUAACCUUUCACAUUAUCUUUUGAAAUAAUUGCCAGUGGGGGGGAGGGGAUAGGGAGCUGCAGUGAGUGAAAGAGGGUGGGACUGUUCACACAAUCUCUGGAAUCGGAUCCAAACCCAAGUAGAUUACAAGAGCAUGUGCAGAUGUAAAAGAAGAGUCAGCUAUCCGUACAAAGUUUCUCUCACGACACCCUAGCCUUUUGGUUGGAGCAGUGGCUACUCCCCACAUGCGCAGUUGCAAGCGCACACUUAUGAUUUUAUUGCAUGUAUCCCACCAUCUUCUCCAAGGAGCUCAAAGUGACGCACAAGGUUCUCCCCUUCCUCCCCACAACAACCCUGCGAGGUAGGUUAGGUUGAGAGGCGUUGACUGUCCCAAGGUCACCCAAUGAACUUCAUGGUCGAGUGGGGAUUUGAACCCUGGUCUCCCAGGUUCCCGUCCGACACUCAAGCCGCUAUGCUACUCUGGCUCUCUCAUGCUUAGCAGCUGGAACUGGAUAGAGAAUGAAGGUGGAGGCGAGAGAAAAGUACAGAAAGAGAAUGGAAGAGAGGAAAUGGAUGGCAGAUAGACUGAUCCACACGAUACAUUUAAAUCGCACCCAGUGCACAGAGGUUCCUGGGGGCCGUAGUUUGUUAAAGAGGCUGGGGAUUAUAGCUCUGUGAAGGAUAAACUACGUAAAUUAAGAAGGGGGACAAAAGUUAAAUGUUUUUUUAAUAAUAAUAAGCCUGGGCAUAGAAAGGUGGGAUUAAGGCAUGCAAGGUAAUCGUGGAAGGGGAAAAGAAAUGACAGGACAAGACUAGAAACACUUUGAGAUGUAAGUGCAAAAGUAAUACUAGAAAGCAAGGAUCGGCUAUCUCGGCUUAGAAUAGCAAGGAUCAAGAGCAGUGUGCAAGCUGCAGAAUUCUCCUCCCCAGUGCAGCUGUUGUUUCCUGUGUUUUUGGAGGGAUGGGGUACAAGGGACUGUGCUGGGAAGGAAUAUUGGGUCUUGAUCAGAAAUUCCUGCACAUGUUGAUGCAGAAUCCUGGAUCCAGGUUCAGAUCUUGCCAUUCACCUGCUCUGUGCAUGACCUUAGACCAGGCAUCCCCAAACCUCGGCCCUCCAGAUGUUUUGGACUACAAUCCCCAUCAUCCCUAACCACUGGUCCUGUUAGCUAGGGAUCAUGGGAGUUUUAGGCCAAAACAUCUGGAGGGCCGCAGUUUGGGGAUGCCUGCCUUAGACAUAUCAUGCUCUCUCAGGCUGUGUACACACUCUUGUUUACUCUGCAUCCAGUGUGCUCUCACUGCUGAUUUGGGAAGCAGUUUCAACAUGGUGUUAGGCACAACCCAUAUCCAUUCUGUAUCUGUCCUGUCAUUUCUUAUUAAAUACUGUAUUUUGAUGUGUUUCCCCCUAAGCCAGCUUCAUUCUGAAUUGAGAAAAAGAACAACUUAGGUCCAUUCUAAGCCAGUGAUGUGUCUGCAGCCUCUUGUCUAACUGGCAUCACAGGGUUGUUGUGUGAAUAAAAGGGGAGGGCAUCUAUUGCUGCCCUGAGUUCCUUGGAGGAAAAGUGAGAUAAAAAAAAUGAAAUAUAUACAUAAUUAGCAUUGUUGUUGUCAUCGUUUCUAAAGGAUCUAAUAAUUUGUAGUUUCUUCAUUGGCAAACUUUUGGAAUUGAACAAUAUAUGUUUGUGCUAUUUCACCCUGUUAAGAAAUAUGGGAGGGAAGGCUUUGGGGAAUACUGCCAAUGACAGCUACAUUGUUCUUUCUCUCAGUUUGGAUCAAAGUUGGUUUGAGGGGAAAUACAGUGUUUCUCAAGAAACAACAAAGUAGAUAAGGGAUUGUGACAUAUGUACUCUUGCUUCCCAGAACUCACUGGAUGCCAAGUAAAUGGAGCACAGCCUCAGUUACUACAAACCUUCCUGGGAAAACAAGAAGUCAAAGGAGGUCUUGUUUAAUGCAAACAUGCUGUUUUGCAUAAUUCUGUGUGCUUACAAUGAAUGACCCAUUCUCCACUGAUCUAUUUCUCUCACUCACAAUCCCCAUCUCCAAAGGCACAAUUUCUUACGCUCAGCUGAGUCCUCCUUACACACACAUACACACACACCACUGACUACUGAAGGCUUGGUGCUCAUUGACCGAAAAUAGCUCCUCCUGCUACUGGUUUCAGCCCGCCCUGGCUGUGAUGCUGCAGAUGUCAAGUAAGGAUAAGGGGGUGACUGUAGGCGUGAGAGAUGCAGGGAUAAAGAAGAAAAACCAUUGCAGCCCACAGACUUUUUAUAUGCCACGUAGUGAGUAACUCUGUGUUAAAAGGGGGGGGACCACAGUGGCAUUCAGAGGGUGACCUCAAGUCCCCCUCUGCCUCUUGGUGCAAAUUAUGUUUCUAGGGCACAGUUUUAAGGUUAUCUAUACAGAAACUGAAUAAUAUGUCAACUGUGUGAUUAAGUCUUGCUAACAUUAAACCGCUAGAUGCAGACUAGGAAAAGCCAUUGGGUAUUUCAUUAGACUUCCAGAGUGGUGUUAAAUAUUGUUCAUGUAAUAUUGUGGUCCAUGUUGGCAGUUAACACAGCAAGCCUUAGGAUAUUCCCCCUGCCCCCCAGCACCAAGCCAUGUGGUAACAGCUGUUUCCUAUAUUAAAAUUGGACAGAGGAACACUGUUGUUGGUUUUUCUGUACACAUUAUAACUUUAAAGCACAUUCGAAGCGCAUUCUUUCUCUCAGAGGUCUGGGCACUUUAGUUUACCCCCUCAUAGAAUUCCUAGCAGCCCUUAACAAACCAGCCCUAUUCUACAAAUGUAUACUGAAAAGUGAGUCCUACUGAAUUUGGUGGCACUAGGGAUUGCAAGCUCAGUAAACUUUAUAGCAGGGAUGGGGAAUCUGGUGCUCUUAAGAUGUUACUGAACUGCAACUCCCAUCAUUCCUGAAUAUUGGCCCUGCUGGCCGGGGCUGAUGGGAUAUAGGUGUGGGCCACUUCCCUUAGGCCACAUCAGGUAGAGAGCUUUCUUCCAGAUGCAACCCUCAUUACCAUUUCUUCCUUACAGGACUUUUCUCCAGAUGGGCAGUCACUUUGAAUUACGGAUGCCUCAAAUGAGUAUUAAUCGUGCCACUGGAAUGGAACGAUCAAGCAAUCAAGAACCUUGUCAGCUGGCCGAAAACAUGACUUCUACAAUCCAUGAUCUAGGAGAAAGCAGCCAGAAACAGUGUGGGCAAACCGUGACCAUGUCUCCACUAUGCAGAAAUCAUGAUCAUGCAGAGUUCAGAUAUGCUUCCUACCCAGCAAGUCCUCAGUGUUCUAACACUCUUGAAGACACCAAAGGCAUUUUCUUCCAAGUGGGGAGUAAAAGAAACCUUGAGUAUUACACUACUAGCCAAGAGCAGUUUGGGAGCGGUUGUAGCAUCUUGAGCAACAGUACGCAAGUCCAAGCACCAGAGAAAGUGACUCUUGUCGUCGAUGGCACUAGAUUUGUCGUAAAUCCCCAGAUUUUCACAGCUCAUCCUGAUACUAUGUUAGGAAGAAUGUUUGGACCAGGACGAGAAUAUAACUUCACUCGGCCGAACGAGAAGGGUGAAUAUGAGAUUGCGGAUGGAAUCAGCUCCACGGUGUUCCGGACUGUGCUGGAUUAUUACAAAACUGGAACCAUUAACUGUCCCGAUGGGAUUUCUAUUCCGGAUCUCAGAGACACAUGUGACUACCUUUGCAUCAACUUUGAUUUCAACACAAUCAAAUGUCAAGACUUAAGUGCAUUAUUGCAUGAGCUGUCCAAUGAUGGGGCUCACAAGCAGUUUGACUGCUAUCUGGAAGAGCUGAUCGUGCCUAUAAUGGUGGGCAAUGCCAAGAAGGGAGAACGCGAGUGUCACAUUGUGGUGCUAACGGAUGAAGACAUAGUGGACUGGGAUGAAGACUACCCACCUCCAAUAGGAGAAGAAUACUCACAAAUUCUAUAUAGUUCUAAGCUCUACAGAUUCUUCAAGUACAUUGAGAAUCGGGAUGUAGCGAAAACGGUUUUGAAAGAACGUGGCCUGAAAAACAUCCGAAUUGGCAUUGAAGGUUACCCCACCUGUAAAGAGAAAGUGAAGAGGAGGCCUGGAGGGCGCUCGGAAGUUAUCUAUAAUUAUGUGCAACGCCCAUUCAUCCAGAUGUCAUGGGAAAAGGAAGAGGGAAAGAGUCGCCAUGUUGACUUCCAGUGCGUUAGAAGCAAAUCUCUAACAAACCUCGUGGCAGUGGGGGAAGAUGUGGCGGAAGACCAGGACGUUAUGCUACAUCACCCACCCCAGGUGGAUGAACUUGACAGACUCAAUGCACCAUUUUCUCAAAUGGAUCCUAAUGAGCUUCCAGAAUAAUGUAGCUAAAGUGCAGUGUUUUCUCAAAUGGAUUUGGUUGAUUGACUGGCUGGCUCAGGACUGAACAUCCAGAUCAGCCUGCUGCUAGUUUUCAUACAACUGGAUCUCUUAAAAGCUAUUGCAUUACCAUAAUUGCUCUGUUCUCUAAAUACAGUCUACAUAAGUAGAAAGGACUAGUGUUAUUACAUCAUUUGCUGAGGCUUCCCAAGUAUUCUCCAAUGAGAACGUUUACAUCUCAGCCUGUCAAAGAACAGAAAUAAAAUGUUCUUAUUGAAUUGGAAUAAAUACGGUGUAAAUAUACAUACAGUUCUGUGUUAAUGCUUAGCAGCCAUCGCUUUGUUACAAAUAGGCCAAGCUCUAUAGCAAUAAUGACUUCACCGUCAUGGGACAAUUAUCAGUAAGAAUAAAUAACUAUGCUUCCCGACAGUUGGCUGCAGCUACACAACGGAUAGCCUAUGCAGUCCAGUGUUGUUGCUUUUUAAGUUUCCUUUUCAGUAGCUGUCCCACCAACUCCUUAAAUUGCUUCUUAAUCUCCAGGACCUGCUGGGAAGAGAUUGAAAACUGAUUCAGAGGCAUACCAAACAAGUUCACUCUGAGUCAUCAGUUUUCAAGAAACCAAAUACAGUGGUGCCUCGCUAGACGAAUUUAAUUCGUUCCACGGGUCUUUUCUUAUAACGAAAAAUUCAUCUAGCGAAUCCCAUAGGAAUGCAUUGAAUUUUUUUGAAUUUUUUUUUGCCCAUAGGAACGCAUUAAUUGAAUUUCAAUGCAUUCCUAUGGGAAACCGCGAUUCGCUAGACGAAUUUUUCAUAAAAUGAAUUCGUCUAGCGAGGCAACCUCCGCUCGAAAAAUCCUUUCGUUAAGCGGAAAUUUCGUUAAGCAGGGCAUUCGUUAAGCGAGGCACCACUGUACCAGUCUCCACUACAAAAUGUUGCGUUUUCAACUCAAGGCACAGUUGCUCUGCCAUCCUAAUACUUUAAAAAAAAAACCCUAACAGAUCCAGACACAAGUUAUUGCAUUAGUGAAUCCCAUAAAAGUUGUGAUUUUAGGCAAGUUUACCAAGGAGUAAAUCCUAUUGAAAACUGCGGGACUUUUCUUUCAACUAAACUUGCAUAGGAUUGUGCUGCAAGUCUUCUGAAAAAGGGUUAAAGUUCUUUAUAUUCAGCCAUACAAAUGAAGAAGUGUUUCUACAUGUUAUACCUGUAACUUGCUCUCUAUUAUGACUCUCGUAAAUUAGUAGGAAUAAUUUUUAAGGUUAUGGUGAGUGCUGAAUCCUCCUGGAUUCGGCAACAAAGCCAAGUGCAGAGUGCUUUGCACAGUACAGAUGUAUUGCAUAAACAUUACGAUGUUUUAUCAGCAUAGCCCUGCCAAUCUUCUCUAUUUUGUGUUACUUACUUGGAUCUGUUCCAGAACUCUCAUCUUGCUGCCACCUGCAUGAAAUAUAAUACUGUAUUGAACCUCUUCAAAUGUUCAACAGCACAAGGUGUUAGUGCUGCAGGGGCCGUACUACUUCACAAUGUGUGUAGCGGAAAUGCCUGUCUUGAUUUUGGAUGAUGUUUAGCUUUAAUGGCUGCAAUAGAAAUUGUGAUUUAGGAUUGCUGAUGGGAGGGGCAGAGGGGAUGUUGCUCUUCGGUGCCAGGAUGUUCGGAUCAUUACCAACCUUGUAAUGUUUUUUUAAAAAGUUUGGUGGGAUUUAAGAUUUUAUAAUAAAAUAUGCCCCAAGGUUAAAAGUUCCUAACAUGAAGAAAGCUAGCACUUCUCACCAGUAUGUUAGCUUUCAGUGUACAGGGAGAUUUUGAUGGGUUAGCUCAGGGAAACAUGCCGGUAGUUAGAAUGGGAAUUGGCUAUUAUGUGAGUUAUGCACUGUAGUUAUACCUGCCCAUUACAUUAAGGUGCUUCAAAAGCUUAGCCCAUCCUCUGCAAAGUAGAGAAAAAACUUUUGACACAAUCUUACUUUUGAAGAAUCUUACUGCAGAAGAAAGCAAAUACACACUUGAAGUCCUGAAUUUUCAGCAACUUAAGUGUGAUUUUAGAACAGGUUGUGUCUAAUCCUGGUCUGAAUUAACAUGUAGAGGACUUUGCAACUAUCAGCACCUGCAAUUAUAUACUU
Messenger RNA from Zootoca vivipara (common lizard), 10115 nucleotides. The record is from RefSeq and is a predicted model, not a curated record. NCBI's taxonomy places the organism in Eukaryota, Metazoa, Chordata, Lepidosauria, Squamata, Lacertidae.